This is a messenger RNA of Daucus carota subsp. sativus, 1212 nucleotides long. RefSeq names its product exopolygalacturonase. Gene Ontology annotation, biological process: carbohydrate metabolic process. The record is from RefSeq and is a predicted model, not a curated record. NCBI's taxonomy places the organism in Eukaryota, Viridiplantae, Streptophyta, Magnoliopsida, Apiales, Apiaceae. The transcript has 4 exons. Gene Ontology annotation, molecular function: polygalacturonase activity. Bases 1 to 1212 code for a protein of 403 amino acids.
AUGGGAUUAAGUUCAUUAUUUUCUAAGGCUGUGUUAUUGGUGUUUAUGGUUGAAUUUAUGAGCCAAGUUUGUAGUCAGAGUAGUGUAUUUGAUGUCAAAGAUUCUGGUGCAGUCGGGGAUGGCAAAACUGACAACACGAAUGCUUUUCUUGAUGCAUGGAAGAAAGCAUGCCAAUCAGGAGGGACAGUGAUGAUAGUGGGCGGAACCUAUCUGCUAAAAACCAUUCAGUUCUCAGGACCGUGCAAUGGUCAAGUUAGUUUUAUGGUAAAUGCAGUUAUUCAGGCUCCCCAGGGCCAAUCUAAUGAGCAUUAUUGGAUAAAUUUCAACAAUAUCAAUGGCUUGACAAUUCAAGGAAAUGGCACAUUUGACGGCCAAGGACCUUCUGCUUGGCCCUUCAACGAUUGCCACAAUGCUGCAUCAUGCUCACCACUUAGUCCUUCACUGGUGCUGACGAAGCUGAACCAGUCAUUAGUCCAAAACGUAAAGUUACUCAACAGCAAAGGCUUCCAAAUGAAAAUUGAAGAAAGUGAGAAGAUAACCGUCAACAACAUUACAAUAACAGCACCUGCUGAUAGCCCAAACACGGAUGGAAUCCACACUGGAAACGUCAACUACAUUAACAUUGUUGAUUCCAACAUUGGCACUGGAGAUGAUUGCAUAUCCAUGGGGGCUGGAACAACAAACAUUAAUAUCACCCGAGUUAAUUGUGGUCCUGGCCACGGCAUCAGCAUUGGGAGCAUUGGCAAGUAUCUGACAGAUCAAAAUGUGGAGGGCGUUAAAGUACAGAACUGCACAAUGAGCUCCACACAGAAUGGUGUCAGAAUCAAAACAUGGAAUUCCACCUUUUCACUCUCUGUUGCUGAUGUUACUUUCCAAGACAUUGUAAUGGAUAAGGCACAAAAUCCGAUUAUUAUUGAUCAACAAUAUUGUGGCGGAAGGCAUGACUGCAUUGGAAGUUCGCACGUUCAAGUGAAGGAUAUCAAGUUCAUAAGAGUUUCAGGAACAUCAGCUUCGGAAAUUGCAGUAAAUUUCAAUUGCAGCAGCAGUAACCCGUGUUAUGAUAUUGAGCUAAAUGACAUCAACUUAAGUUCAGAAAAUGGAGGCAAAGCAACUUCUUGGUGCUCAAAUGCUCGUGUAUCUUAUAUCGGCACACAAAAUCCUGCUUCUUGUCAGCAAGCAUUAGCUCCAGCCAUGAUGCUUGAAUAUAUGUAA